AUGCAUCCGAGUGAAGUGAGGAGUCGAGGAGAUUUGCAAAGUUGCAUCAUGCUCUCCCGUUUGUGCGUCGCUCGCUCAGCUUUUACAGUUUCACAUACUUUAAAAACCCCAGUGCCGCAAAGAUUUAUUCCGAAAAACUAUGUAGUAAGGAAUUAUGCACGCGAUCCUCGCUCUAGAGUAGCUACCCGAUCACAACCUACUGUAUGGGAAAAACUAAUGGCACCUGCUGGACCCAAUGCUUUUAGCUUGGGGAAAGGAGCUUUAGCAGGAGCAUCAGCAAUAGGUCUUGUAGCAUUAUGUUAUUAUGGCUCUGGAGCUAAACCUGGCACAUUACAAGAAGCUCAUUUAUGGCCACAAUAUGUGAAGGAUCGCAUCAAAUCUACAUAUGGUUAUAUUGCGGGAUCCCUGCUGUUAACAGCAGGCAGUGCCAUUACUGUCUUCAGAACACCUGCGCUACUUAAUUUAGUGGCACGUAAUGGAUGGGUGUCAAUCAUAGUCACCAUGGGGCUUAUGAUUGGUUCUGGUAUGGUGGUUAGAGGCAUGGAGUACAAACCAGGUUUUGGUGCUAAGCAACUUGCUUGGAUGGCACAUACUGGCAUAAUGGGUGCUUGUAUUGCACCUAUCUGUUUCCUUGGAGGACCUAUUCUUGUCCGUGCUGCUUGGUACACAGCAGGUGUAGUGGGUGGCUUAAGUACUAUUGCAGUAUGUGCACCGUCUGGGGAGUUCUUAAACAUGCGAGCACCUCUUGCCAUGGGAUUGGGAGCAGUGUUUGCUGCCUCUCUAGCUGGCAUGUUCUUACCACCAACAUCAGCUCUUGGAGCAGGACUAUAUUCUUUGAGUUUGUAUGGUGGCCUCAUUGUGUUUGGAGGUUUCCUGCUGUAUGACACUCAGGCUAUUAUUAAACGAGCGGAGAUGCACCCUGUUUAUGGCUUCCAGCAAUAUGACCCUAUUAACUCAGCAAUUUCUGUAUACUUGGACGUACUCAACAUCUUUAUGCGCAUUGCGAUGAUCCUCUCUGGAAGCGGCGGAAACAGGCGGAAG
This is a messenger RNA of Brenthis ino (lesser marbled fritillary), 1041 nucleotides long. Lineage: Eukaryota; Metazoa; Arthropoda; Insecta; Lepidoptera; Nymphalidae. The record is from the annotation of a GenBank genome assembly.